UAUCAUCAGCAAUUGGUCAGAGGCUGAACUUUCCCACAAGAGAGUGGAAGGCUUUUGUAAUACAGUAUUCACAAGAACAUGCUCCAGAGCUCAGCUGUUGUACUUUUCAUUUAACCUCUUCAGGCAAGAAGUCAGCAGCUGCUUCAUGAUGGACCCCAUUUCUAGAUCAAUUACUGAGUUUUGCCUUGAUCUCUACAAUAAGCUCAACAGAAAUGCAAAGGACACAAACAUUGCCUUCUCUCCAAUGAGCAUCUCUGUUGCCCUGGGCCUGGUCCAUCUAGGUGCAAGAAACAACACUGCUGCUCAGAUAGAGAAAGUGCUCCACAUCAGGAAAGAUGCGGGAAGAAUGAGCUUUGGAUCUGAUCUUGAGAGUGCAGCCCUAGAAAUGGAGCCAGAACGAAGCCAGGAGAGACAGUCAUCCCUCUCACAGUGUAACAAGGAUGGGAACCUUAACCAUCAAGUGUUUCAGGCACUGCUUCUACAAUUGCAAAACCUUGGUGAAGGCUAUGUUUUAUCCCUGGCCAACAAUCUCUUUAUACAACAAGGAUUUGAACUCCGGCAGCAAUUUCUAACGUGCGCUAAGGAACUGUAUGCAGCAAUGCUGCAAACAGUGGACUUUCACAGUGCUGUUGAAGUUGCCAGAAUAAAAAUCAACAGUUGGGUUGAAAGUGAGACACAAGGUAAAAUCAAGGAACUCUUUGCUCCUGGUGUGAUCGACAGACGUGCAGUGCUGGUUCUGGUGAAUGUCAUCUACUUCAAAGCAUCCUGGGAAUACAAGUUUGAGGAACAAAAAACAGUACAGAAAGAUUUUAAACUGAAUCAGAAUGAGAAAAAACCUGUACCGAUGAUGUAUCAGAAAGGCAUGUUUAAAUUGGGCUUCAUUGAGGAGAUGGGUGCUCAGGUCCUUGAACUCCCUUAUGCUCAGAAGACACUGAGCAUGAUCAUCCUGCUGCCAGGUGACAUGGCUGAUGGAUCUACCAGUGGGCUGGAGCAGAUUGAAAGCACAAUGACCUGUGAAAAUUUAGUGCUGUGGACCUCUUCAGAGCACAUGUUUGAGACAAGAGUAGAGGUGUACCUCCCCAGAUUCAAGCUUGAAGGCACCUUUAGCCUCAAUGAGUUAUUAAAAGAGAUGGGGAUGACUGACAUCUUCACUGAAUCAAAAGCUGAUCUUUCUGCAAUGUCGUUUACCAAUACUCUGGUGCUGUCAAAUGUUGUCCAUAAGACAUAUGUGGAAGUCAAUGAGGAAGGCACCGUAGCAUCAGCUGCUACAGGAGCUGUCGCUGUGGCAAGGUCUCUUCCUCUCACAGAGGUCUUUAUGGCUGACCACCCUUUCUUGUAUUUUAUUAGAUACAAUCCUACCAAUACUAUUCUUUUCUUUGGCAAAUUCUGCUCACCUUAAAAUCAGGGCCAUUUUUUAACAUUGUGAGAAAAACACGGAUAAAAAUCAGAAAUGAAUGUUUUUUUCUCAAUGCAUUCUUAACCCUUUGACAGCUAGUUUAUUUUCAAAGUAACCACUGCAAGCAGUUUAGCUCAGAACCAAUCAAUUGGAUGCUCUGCCACUAGGAUUACUGAAUUGCAAAUACUGAUCUGAAUCCAGAACAGGAGUAAAUUUUGCCUUAACUUUAGUGGAUGUGAAUAACACUUUGUUUCCUUAAUGCCCAUGUAUGCCUCUGCAUUCCUUACAGUUCGCCAGCCCAACCAUGUAGUAUAGUACCCAGCCAUGUAGUAUAGGGCUUGCAAAGGUGGAAUUGGUAUGCUACUGUCUGAGGAAAAUUGUCUGCAGCAAUUUUCAGUAACUGCCAGUAAAAAAAGAGUAGCCCUUGUUCUGUGUUUUUUGAUUUCUGGUCAGCUGGACCCUGGUCAGCAGAGAGGUGAUGUAGGGAUACUUUUUCUUCCUCUGCAUUCUGUAGCUGUGGCAAAUCCUUUGCAUGGUGGAGACCUGGCCAUGCUAAUUCCCUUUCCUGUAGCAACUGCCAAGCAGUUAAUACUUGUUUACAGUAAAUAGACCUGUUUUCUGAUUAUUGUAUCACUUUCUCCCCAGUGAUGUGUAAUGGUUCUGCCUUUAUGCUACUCUGCAUUAUAUAAAAAGCUUAUACUAGAA
Molecule: messenger RNA, 2101 nt
Organism: Columba livia (rock pigeon)
Lineage: Eukaryota; Metazoa; Chordata; Aves; Columbiformes; Columbidae
Product: serpin B12
Exons: 8
Coding region: 146-1399 (417 amino acids)
Biological process (GO): negative regulation of endopeptidase activity
Molecular function (GO): serine-type endopeptidase inhibitor activity
Source: RefSeq, a predicted model, not a curated record